CUCGCUCUCUGUUCUCCCUCCGCUCGUUCUCGGGAAGCCCUGUUCUUUCCCGCCAGCUGCGUUGCGCUGCUCCUUCCUUGCUCCGUGACAAACAUUCUCGUCGUUCGUUGAUCCUCCUUUAUUUCCCACCAAAACACAACCGCCUUCAGACUUCUCACCGUCAACGUACAAUUCGUCAAUUCCUGUCGUCAGCUAAACGUUGUAUACCCCAUUGCUUCUUAUUUUCUGCAUCUGAUAUUUCGAAUCCUUGCCUUCCCCCCAAUUGGCAAAUAGUUUAUUUAAUAAUUCUGCCAAAACACUUAUUUCGAUCAUUCACUCAUUCUCACUGCUGCCAUCACAUCUUCUGCUAUUAAGGGGUAACAAAUGGCUAUCUUGAAGUACCUUCUUCCUGCUUUGGCCAUCGCUGGUCUGGCAGCUGGCCAGAACUCUUGCAAGGGUCCCAAGACCAUUCAAAGCCAAGGCGAUGCCAAUGCCCUCAGCUCCUGCAAGAAAUUCGAGGGCGACCUCAUAGUUGCUGCGGAUAUUCCCAAGGGAGGGCUGACGCUCAAUGGCAUACAGGAAAUCUCCGGCAGCCUGAUGGCCAAAGGCACUCAGAACUUGACUGCGUUGUAUUGCCCUGACCUUCGAACUGUUGGCGACGCUUUUUUCCUCAGCGGUGCCAUUGAGAUGAGGACCCUUCAAUGCGAUGCUCUCACAUCAGUUGGCUCUCUCAACUUGGAGGCGCUUCCCAAUUGCCAACAGCUAGCCUUCACCAAGGGUGUUUCCACUGCUAAGAGCAUUUUGAUCACCAACACUGCCCUGACGAGUUUGAAGGGCAUUAGCUUGAAAACCGUUGGCAACCUAGAUGUCUCCAACAACCCUCAACUGAUGGAAGCCAACGUCGACCAGAUCACUAACAUCACUGGCUUUGUUGGCUUUUCAGCUAAUCACCCAGAUCUCAAGAUCUCCUUCCCCAGACUCGAGAGUGCCUUGAACAUGACCUUCCGCAAUGUAAGCGAAGUCGAGAUACCAUCCCUUAAGACAACUGAGGGUCUCCUUGGAUUCUACUCCAAUUAUUUUGAAAAGAUCGCUGCUCCCAACCUCACAUCUACCGGAGAUCUUGUGUUUGCUAGCAAUUCAGACCUGAAGAACAUCUCCCUUCCAAGCCUCAAGACCGUCAAUGGUGCUUUCAUUAUCGCAAACAAUACUGAGCUCCAGCGCAUCGAUGGUGUUCCCAAGCUAACGACUGUCUUCGGUGCUCUUGAUUUCACUGGCAACAUUUCCAAGGUCGACCUCCCAAGCCUUAAGGAAGUCAGCGGCGAAUUGAACUUGCAAACCACCCAGAAGUUUGAUUGCGAUGCUCUCAAGGCGCAAGUUGGCUCUGUCGGAGAAUUUGUCUGCAAAGAACAAGAAGAGAACCCUCAAACUGGAACCACCACCACCUCUGGACAAAAACCCAAGCCAUCCAAUGCUGGUGCUCUCUCACCACCCUCCGGCAUCGCCAUGCUGGUUCUUAUUGGUGGUCUCCUUACCUUCGCUCUGUAAAAAAGAUGCUUGCGUGACACGGAUGGCGUUUUUCUCUUCCCUCUAUUUGUGCAGUUUGCUCGUGUGCAUUCCUUGAGAGAUUUCAAGUUUGUCUUUCUCUUUUACCACAUUCCCCCUCC
Molecule: messenger RNA, 1643 nt
Organism: Histoplasma capsulatum G186AR
Lineage: Eukaryota; Fungi; Ascomycota; Eurotiomycetes; Onygenales; Ajellomycetaceae
Product: GPI-anchored cell wall organization protein Ecm33
Exons: 4
Coding region: 364-1524 (386 amino acids)
Biological process (GO): fungal-type cell wall organization
Cellular component (GO): fungal-type cell wall; plasma membrane
Source: RefSeq, a predicted model, not a curated record